Molecule: messenger RNA, 2186 nt
Organism: Trematosphaeria pertusa
Lineage: Eukaryota; Fungi; Ascomycota; Dothideomycetes; Pleosporales; Trematosphaeriaceae
Product: DUF1446-domain-containing protein
Exons: 7
Coding region: 195-2120 (641 amino acids)
Source: RefSeq, a predicted model, not a curated record
CCGUCUUCGGGGUUGUAGCUACCGGGCUGUCAUGCAACGUGUGAUCGGAUGCUCGGAUUUUGAUGGCAUACUUAUAAACCCCGCUCAUGACAACUCUCCUUCAAGCCUUCAUCGUUUGCACAUCUGUUCAAUAAGUCUCGAUUUAGCAUCAGUCUCACCACCACGUCUCUUAAUUCGGUCUCACUUUCUUCAAGAUGGCGCCUCCUGUUGAGAAUGGUGUAAACGGCGCCGUUGAUUCCAGCACAACGAAUGGCGUGAACGGUUCCCACAAGAGGCCCAUUUACAUUGCAGGGUGCUCCGGAGGUGUCUAUGACAGGAAACGAGCGAUUCACGACAUGGCCAAGAACGAGCCCCACGUCGAUGUCAUCACCGGCGACUGGAUGUCAGAAUGCAACAUGACCCUUCGAGGCUCAGACAAACGGGACAAGCUAGCCAAAAAGCAAUUAUCUGCGGUCGGCGCCGCUUACGAGCCAUACUUCCUCGAGGAGAUCGACCCAGCCAUUCCAUGGCUUGCGAAGAACAACACAAAGGUCUGCGUGAACGCGGGGGCCAGUGAUGUCGAAGGGCUCGCCAACGAGGUCAAGAAGCUGAUCGCCAAGCAUGGCGUCGACCUCAAGGUUGGAUUCGUUGACGGCGACGACUGCACAGACGCUGCCUUGGAGCUGUACCACAAGGGCGAGAACUUCCCCAACCUUCCUGCUGGAAAGAACAUUCAAGACUGGGGUCAUGAGCCAAUCUGCGCUCAGUGUUACCUUGGUGGAACAGGCAUCGCUGCCUGCUUUGCCGGAGGGGCGGAUAUCGUCGUAUGCGGUCGUGUUGCAGAUGCUUCAGUCACUGUUGGCGCUGCUAUGUGGUGGCACAGCUGGACUCGUGAGAACAACAUCCAGGAGGUUGCUUCCGCACUUAUGGUCGGCCACGUCAUUGAAUGUUCUACAUACGCCACAGGAGGGUACUACAGCGGUUUUAAGGAUCUCGGCGUGAACGAUACCGAUAUGGGCUACCCCAUUGCCGCCAUCGAGCACAACGGUGAAGCUGUCUUCACCAUGGAGAAGGGCAAACACGGGUUGGUUAACAUCGCCACUAUAGCUAGUCAGCUGCUGUACGAGAUCCAAGGGGUAUACUACUACAACUCCGACGUCACCGCCCAGAUUGAGAAUGUUAAGCUCGAGCAAGUCGGCGAGAACGCGGUGCGGAUGUCGGGCGUCCAAGGUCUACCCGCUCCACCAACCACAAAAGUCGGCAUUACCGCAAAGGGAGGCUACCAAGCCGAGUUCCACUUCUACCUCACCGGACUGGAUAUCGAAGAGAAGGCGAAGAUGGUGGAGAGGCAGACGCUGGCUGCGAUGGGAGAGCACGCGAAGAAGUUCUCCUGCCUGAAGUUCCAGAUCUGCGGCACGGUCCCGCAAGACCCUCAGUCUCAAGACGAAGCCACCGUGGACAUGCGCAUCUUCGCACAGACCAAGGAUCCCGAUCUCCUCUCCGCCGGUGCUAUGGUCGAUUCCGACCGGGGCUCCUUCGCCCGCUUCUGCAUCGAAAACCUCCUUCAAGGCUACCCCGGGUCUACUAUGGCUCCAGAUAUGCGCUGCGCCAUGGGCCGCCCAUACUUCGAGUAUUGGGUCAGCUUGAUGCCACAGACCUUCGUCAAGGAGACUGCACAUCUACCGGAUGGCACUGUCGUCGACAUCCCGGCCCCCGGUGUUACUAAGGAGUACGACUUCAACCAGCCUUCAUAUGACACGCGCGGUCCCGUCGACCUCUCGUCCUUCGGUCCCACAACCCGCGCGCCCCUCGGCUAUGUCGUCAUGGGCCGCUCAGGGGACAAGUCUUCCAACGCCAACCUAGGACUGUUUGUCCGGCAUCAGGAUGAAUUCGACUGGCUCCGCAGCCUCCUCAGCGUUGAGAAGCUGCGUGAGCUGCUCGGGAAGGACGACAAGGGCAAGAACAUCGACCGGUGUGAGAUGCCGAAUAUCUACGCCGUCCACUUCCUGCUGCGAGACCACCUUGACCGCGGCUUCAACGCUACGAGUGGGUACGACAGCUUGGGCAAGAAUCUGUGCGAGUACAUCAGGUGCAGAUAUGUUGAUAUUCCGAACAGGUUCCUGGAGCGUGGUCGCAUCUGAGCGGGCAGGUGUUGCAUUGGCGGUUGAGGCAAAUUGUGUUAGAUAGCAUCUGUAGGCGUUCAAGCC